AAAAAACGUGGCGCUCCCAUUGAAAACAAUUGAAAACAUACGCCAGGCGCGUGGAAAAACGCUUUGGUGGACUCACGGCCUAAGUAUCGGGAAGCGCGGAUUGAGUGAGAGCGAGUGGAUCACGUGACAAAGCUCGCGCUCUGCCUCAAUGUUGAUAAUUUAAGACAGCAAGAGAACCGACUGCGCAUGCGCACAUCUACGUAAACUACGUUCUAUGGACCUUCUAUGGCAAACAAUGGCAAAAGUAGUAUAUUGUAUGUGUAUUCCUGAAAAUUUUUGUUACAAAAAAUGUAUAUUUGGAAUAAAAUAAAUGCAAUUAAUAAUGUGGUGAAUUAAUAAAGCUCUUGGAAUUAAUAAAUGUAAUGUCAACAUUUCCUUUGGUGAGGCACUGCCUACCCUGACCGCACGUCUUUGGGGUGUCUGGUUUGAUCUGUCGGGGAUAAACAGCUUCUGCGGGAUGUUUGUGUGUCAGCAGUUUGUGCCUUAAGUGUUUCUUCAUUUUCUCUGCGGCUAAUAAGAUGCUCACAAACUUCCACUCCACACAAAACAUCUUUACACUGAAAUAAAGUGAAUUCAUCAUCAGAGAAAUAAGAGUCGCAGGUCAAAUAUGACUGACAGCUCUAACGCACCAGUAGAUACAGAUAAGCCAAUAUUUCACUCUUCUGCUACAGGGCCAGAAUUCAUUUGAAAAUGUGAGAUCAGCAAAAUCUUGUUGAUGUUCGUGAUGUUAAAGGAGACGAGUGUGUGAGCGGAAACUAACUGAGGUUGGGGGAGGAUUCACACACAACCUGAUAAAUAUCUCAGUUCAGUCGUGUUUCAGAUCAAUCUGAGUGUUUCAGACAUUAAGAGUUACUAUCGUGGGCUUUUCAGUGAACCGAUGAAGAAGAUGUUUCUCAAAUUAGUUUUGCUCUGCUUGUGUUUCUGGCGUCUGGAUGGUGUGUUUGGUAUUGAUCAUUUUGAGCCAGUGUCAGUGUUUGAGGGAGAUUCAGUUUCUCUAAACUCUGGUCUCACUGAAAUAAAGGAUGAUGAUGAGAUUCAGUGGAGGUUUGAAUACGAAAACACAUUAAUUGCUGAAAUCAAUGUAACGGCCGCCAGAAUCACUGUAUAUGAUGAUGUUCUUGAUGGGAGAUUCAAAGACAGAAUGAAGCUGGACAAUCAAACUGGAUCUCUGACCAUCACACACACCAGUACAGAACAUGUAGGAGAAUAUAAACUACUGAGCAACAGAAUAAGAAGGAAUUUCAAGCUCAAUGUCUACAAGGUGAAGUUAGUGUCAGUGAUGGAGGGAGAUUCAGCCUCUCUAAACUCUGACACUAAAAUAAAGGAUUAUGAUGCGAUUCAGUGGAUGUUUGAAAAGACUUUAAUAGCAGAAAUCAGUAAACAGGGCGGCAGAAUCACUGUAUAUGAUGAUGAUCUUGAUGGGAGAUUCAGAGACAGACUGAAGCUGGACAAUCAAACUGGAUCUCUGACCAUCACAAACACCACAACUGAAGAUACUGGACGUUAUGAAGUGACAUAUUUGUCGAGGUCCGUUUUUUAUUUUCGUCUCAAUGUCUACGCUCGUCUGCCUGUUCCUGUCAUCAGUAGAAACUGCUCUUCAUCAUCAUCAUCAUGUUCACUGGUGUGUUCAUCAAUGGUGAAUGUGAGUCAUGUGACUCUGUCCUGGUACGCAGGAAUGAGUGUAUUGUCCAGCAUCAGUGUGUGUGAUCUCAGCAUCAGUCUCUCUCUACCUCUGGAGGUGGAAUAUCAGGAUAAAAACACCUACAGCUGUGUGCUGAACAAUCCCAUCAGCAACCAGACCACACAUCUGGACAUCAGCACACUUUGCAGACACACAUGUGCAGACUCUGUCCACUGCUGUGGUCCCACUGAAGCUGUGAUCCGAUUGGUCCUCUCUGCUCUGGUGGGCGUGGCUACUGUCAUCAUUCUGGUUUAUGACAUCAGAUCCAGAAGAGCUGAACGAGAUCAAGCACAUAUUCACACAUCAGAAAGUAUUGAAAUCUAAAGCAGAACGCUGAACUUUAAAGGUUCUUGAAGUGUUUUUUGUUCUUCUAGUGUUUUUCCCCUUCAUAAUAAAUACUGCUGAUUAUUUGAGUUUGUGCUUUCUGUCAGUGUCAGAUUUUAACAGUGACACUUUUUUGUUGAUAUUUCUCUCAGAUACAAAAAUAAUAAUAGAGACACAGAUCUCACUUUAAACUGCUGUAUAUUUGCUGUAUGUAUUUUCUUGCCUUUAUCAAUAAAGUUUCUCACUCUGAG
Messenger RNA from Pimephales promelas (fathead minnow), 2256 nucleotides. RefSeq lists its product as uncharacterized. The record is from RefSeq and is a predicted model, not a curated record. NCBI's taxonomy places the organism in Eukaryota, Metazoa, Chordata, Actinopteri, Cypriniformes, Leuciscidae.